This is a messenger RNA of Anopheles moucheti, 1030 nucleotides long. RefSeq lists its product as uncharacterized. The coding region runs from base 254 to 754 and encodes 166 amino acids. The record is from RefSeq and is a predicted model, not a curated record. NCBI's taxonomy places the organism in Eukaryota, Metazoa, Arthropoda, Insecta, Diptera, Culicidae. The transcript has 3 exons.
CGUGGAAACAUCAUAUGUUUGUGGAAAAGGAAUAAUACAAGCAUUGCGUGAGCAUAAACAGAUUUUAUAUGUUGGACCGUGCUAGCAGAUACUGUCCUUCUGUCAACGAUUUGCUGUGACGAAACUCUUUCUAGUGGCCACUUGUUAUCGACAAAGAAAAACAACGGAACUGAACUAAGAACUGGUGCAACGUAGAUGAGACGGAAGCAGCAUCAGCAACAUCACCAUCCCCUCUUAUUCAACAUAAUUCACGAUGGCAGGGCCAAUCGACACAAGAAAACGCUCUCGCGAAGAAGAACAGAACGAAUUUAUGCCCCUAUCAAAGCGGAUCAAUAAUCUACAUCUAAACAACAGUCAACACAGUAUUGUGGGAGGAGUGCUACCGGAGCAGAUCGCCGCUGGUGCUUCCCAUGUCGUUGGACAGAUACGACAGCACGAUCACCAUCAUCAUUUACUCGGUGGUGCGGGAGGAACUUGUGCAAUUAGUCUCCACAACAAUCCGCAUCUGAUGGGGGUGAUGGCUGGCAGCAGUUCCAGCAGCAGUAAUAGUAGCAAUAGCAAUGCAAGCAGCGUCGGUUCGUUUCGAAUUCCUGCCAACAGUGGAAGCAAUAGUCCUGCGUCGACCAUUUCGAUUAACGGCGAAAUCCUUGGUGAUUACUGUCCAGUGCUGAGCGCCGAAGAAAACCCACAUUAUUUCACUAAAAAUAAAAUUCUCUACGAGCUGUACGUCGAGCGGAUGAGCAGACUGCAAUGAGCUGCGCCUAGGUGUGAGCGGAUGUUACUACCACUUAUUUUCAUACUUUUAACCAUCUCGAACAAUCUUAAUUCGUAUAAAUUUUUAGUUUUUAAUAACAUGUACCGUAACAUAUUUGCGAAGAGUGCUAAUACGCUGGAUGUUGUGUGCAGUGUGGUCGGAUGCAAUAAUGGAAUGAGUGCUACUUGAACAGGGGUCAGAAUUUUGUCGGAAGCCGAGAUGAUUAGCCUUAAAAAGCGGACAGCGUUUUGAAGCUGAUGAUUCAUAAUAAAAUCA